Molecule: messenger RNA, 3695 nt
Organism: Diospyros lotus (date-plum)
Lineage: Eukaryota; Viridiplantae; Streptophyta; Magnoliopsida; Ericales; Ebenaceae
Product: kinesin-like protein KIN-14R
Exons: 19
Coding region: 366-3521 (1051 amino acids)
Biological process (GO): microtubule-based movement
Molecular function (GO): microtubule motor activity; ATP binding; microtubule binding
Source: RefSeq, a predicted model, not a curated record
UACAAUAUAACUUAUAAAAUAUCAAAUGAAGUUAUUGUCAUUAUUGUUGGAGGUGAUUUUAAUUUUUUAAAAACAGUUAUAUAAAUUGAGGAGAAGGAAUCUCACGUUUGAAAGGAGAAUUGGCGCCCUGGCGGGGCCGUAGCCCUAAUGAAUUGACCUCUGGGGCAUUCAGACGGUCCUGCGAAAUUCAAAAUUUGGCGUUCGCUUCAGUCUCACAGUAGAGAACAACAAAGCUUUGAAGCUCUCUCUCUCUCUCUCUCUCUGAGCUACUAAAACUGGCGGCCGCGCAAUUCAGCUCUUACUCCUGCGACGCCGCAACCCUAAAUUCGAACUCUUCGGUCGAUUACGUGAAACACUUGACCAAGAUGGAACCACAGACUCAAAGCGACGAAGACGUGCUUCUGGAUCCCCUGAAUAAACCUUCUUCCGACGAUGACGACGAGGCGGAUGUGGCGGAUUCCAUUUUGUGUAUUCCGGGCUCGAAAUUGGUCUGGAGAGGAUUUAAGGGAAGCGAUUUCACAGGGAACAUCGUGAAGUUUGUGAAUGCUGGGGGUGGGGCAAUAAAUGAACUAGGAGAUUCAGCUAUUUCCAUCAUGCCGGAUACGUCCUUUGAAGGAGGGGAUGUCUUAAGAACUGAUGAAACUAUAAUUGAUGGCUGCGAUUUAGCACAGCUUUACCAGUCUGCUCGGUUUGGAAACUUCUGUUACCGGUUUGACAACUUCCCAACAGGAGACUAUUUUGUUGACCUUCAUUUUUCAGAAAUAGUAAACACAAAUGGGCCUAAAGGGAUUCGGGUCUUUGAUGUUUUUAUGCAGGAAGAGAAGGUUGUAUCAGACCUUGAUAUAUAUUCAAUUGUGGGAGCCAAUAAGCCAUUACAGUUGGUAGAUGUUAGAGUUACUGUAGGGGAAGAUGGGGUGAUUGCAGUAAGGUUUGAAGGAGUUAAUGGAAAUCCAGUUGUUAGUGGAAUUUGUAUCAAGGAAGCGCCAAAAAUAUUUGCUUCUCAGGUGGGGCAAGUUGGUCUUGUCUGUAAAAAUUGUGCUGCUGAGAUAGAAGUAACGCCGGCUCAGAAUAAAGAUAUCAGAAAGAGAUCAGUGGCAAAGUAUGAAAAGAAGAUACUGCAACUGAGCACCCAAUGCCAGGUCAAGACAAAUGAAUGCUAUGAGGCCUGGAUGUCUCUGACCGCUGCAAAUGAGGAGCUACAGAAGGUCAGAAUGGAGUUUGACAAUAAGUGCUUUGAAUAUCACUGUCUAGAUCAAGCUAAGGCUGUGGAAACGACAAAGUUGAGGGAUGUUUCCAGUAGAUACCAACACGAAAGGAUGUUUUGGGCAGCAACAAUUAAUGAAUUAAGAAGAAAUAUUAAGAACUUGAAAGAGGGGCAUUCUCAGCUUUCUCGUGAAGCCCGCCAACAUGCAGAUUCAAUUCCUGAAUUGAAUAAGAUGGCCACUGCAGUUCUAGCACUUGUUGCACAAUGUAAUGAUCUUAAAUUGAAGUACAAUGAGGAGCAGGUGAAGAGGAAGCAGCUCUAUAACCAAAUUCAGGAAGCAAAAGGGAACAUUAGGGUAUUUUGUAGGUGUCGCCCAUUGAAUAAAGAGGAGGCAUCGGCUGGUUAUGCAACAGUUGUAGAUUUCAGUGCAUCCAGUGAUGGAGAAAUUGGGAUACUUACCGGUCAUUCCACAAAGAAGAUAUACAAAUUUGAUCGGGUUUACAGACAACAUGAUGAUCAAGUUGAUGUAUUUGUGGAUGCUUCACCUGUGGUGACUUCAGUGUUAGACGGGUACAAUGUGUGUAUAUUUGCAUAUGGCCAAACUGGGACUGGGAAGACUUUCACAAUGGAGGGAACUGAGCAGAAUCGAGGAGUUAAUUACAGAACUCUGGAGCAACUGUUUAAACUAGCUGAGGAAAGGAAAGAGACCUUCACAUACAAAUUAUCUGUCAGUGUUCUUGAAAUAUACAACGAGCAAAUAAGAGACUUGCUUUCCACCUCGCCCACAAUGAAAAAAUUGGAGAUAAGGCAAGCAUCUGAAGGGUUUCAUCGUGUCCCCGGGAUUGUUGAAGCCAAGGUUAGGAACAUUAAAGAAGUAUGGGAUGUUUUCCAAGCUGGAAAGAAUGCAAGGGCUGUAGGAUCAAAUAAUGUAAAUGAGCACAGUAGCCGAUCUCACUGUGUGGUUUGUGUAACGGUUGGAGCAAAUAAUUUGAUAAAUGGUGAAUACAUCCAGAGCAAACUUUGGCUAGUGGAUUUAGCAGGUAGUGAGAGGCUGGCGAAAACUGAGGCACAAGGUGACCGGCUGAAGGAAGCUCAGAACAUCAACCGAUCACUUUCAGCUCUUGGGGAUGUCAUAUCUGCAUUGGCAUCCAAAAGCCACCACAUACCAUACAGAAACUCAAAGCUUACACACUUACUCCAAGAUUCACUAGGGGGUGAUUCCAAAACUUUGAUGCUUGUGCAAAUCAGCCCAUCAGAGCAGGAUUUUGGUGAGACUGUAAGUUCACUAAAUUUUGCAUCUCGGGUUCGAGGGGUUGAGUUGGGUCCUGCCAGAAAACAGAUUGAUAUGGGUGAGAUUCAAAAGAUGAAAUUGCUGCUCGACAAAGCAAAACAAGAAUCCCGAUCAAAAGAUGAAGUUUUAAGGAAGUUACAGGAGGACUUUCAUAAUGUAGAAGACAAAUUUAAAGACAAGGACCAGAUUUGCAGAAGCCAACAGCAAAAUCUUAAGGAACUAGAAAGCCAGCUUGAGUCAAAAACUGGUUUAUGCAAACAAAUGGAGAAACAACUUCUGCAACUCUCACAAGGAGUGCAGGAGAAGGAAGACAUUUUAUGGAAUCUUCAGCAAAUGGUUAAUGAGCUGGAGGACAAGCUAAGAGAACGCAAGCAUGAGGAUUUCAAGGCUCUACGUCAUAAGAUCGUGGAGCUUGAGCACAAAUUGGCAAAAAGAACACAGGAGUUUGAGCUUGAGACAGUUGUACUUCAAGAAAAGGUUGUGAAACUUGAAAACAAGUUGAGAUUGCAGAGUGGCAACACAGAAUCUCAGUUAUUUCAUGAAAAGGUCAAUGAAGCAUGGGAGAUUGUGCCGCCAUUACUUUCUUCCGAAAAGCUGAAAGCCAGCCCUAACGAGCACAAGAACAAGACCCCAUCACUUCCCGAUCAACGUUUAGAAAAGGACUCCCGCAGUUUGGGAAGCCUAAAAUCCAAUAACUCUUUGUUAAACCAAGGGUCCGUCCUGCUUAAGAGGACCGACUCCCUAAGAGAGUUGAGGCGAAAACACGAUCUACAAAGCAGCCGGGGAAUUGAAAACAGUAAUUUCAUGUCGUCUUCCAGUGCCAGCUCUAUCCAGAAGAAGUUAAUGGUACCUUCGGAAUCAACGAGGCAGGCCAGGCAUAUUGAUCCCUCUAAGGCAUUGGCAAGAGCUGCAAGAACUACAAAACCAUUUGCUAGUAGUGCACCAAGGUUGUUUCCCAGCAAACAAGGCCAAGGAACAGCCAAGGAGAAGAAGGAUGACAAGAGUGCAAGAGCUUGGAUGAGAUAAUAUGAUAAUGCAACAAUUCUCAUUAUUGCAUUAGAGCGCAAGAUUAGUCCAAUAAGUAGAUCUUCAGAAAUGAUAGUAUAGAAUGGCAUAUCAUAUGCGUGCUGCGUAGAGUGAGCAAAAGGAAGUUAUUUUGGGUAAAUUCUUGAAGGGGCAAUUGAGAUUUUCAUUGCUUCA